Molecule: messenger RNA, 1101 nt
Organism: Saccharomycopsis crataegensis
Lineage: Eukaryota; Fungi; Ascomycota; Saccharomycetes; Ascoideales; Saccharomycopsidaceae
Gene: RNH201
Product: ribonuclease H2 catalytic subunit RNH201
Exons: 1
Coding region: 1-1101 (366 amino acids)
Biological process (GO): mismatch repair; DNA replication, removal of RNA primer
Cellular component (GO): ribonuclease H2 complex
Molecular function (GO): RNA-DNA hybrid ribonuclease activity; RNA binding
Source: RefSeq, a predicted model, not a curated record
AUGACUUCCGACUCCAGUGCUCCUCCAACGAAAAGGAAAAAGACCUCCAACAAUGAGUACCCACCUCAUCUUAUUGAAUAUGUCCCACCUACCGUGAACGACGCCUUGAGAGCCACCACCAUCACCAAUGCUGGUUCUACCGCCCACCAGUUGUCGGUCCAUGAUUCCUACACUUAUAUCUCCUCGAUACCCCAGGAAAUCCAAAACCAUCCAGAAGACGAAAUAAUCCUUGGAAUCGAUGAAGCAGGUCGUGGACCGGUGUUGGGGUCGAUGGUGUAUGCCAUUGCUUAUGCCCGGAAGCCGGCACUCCAUUUACUCAGUGAUACUGAUUUUGACGAUUCUAAGAAAUUGACAGAUCUCAAACGAUUCGAGCUAUUGUAUGCCAUCACUGCUGAUCCUGAUGAUCCUCAUAUUAGUGCUGCCGAUCCUCAAAAACAAUUGCAUGGGGAAAUCGGAUAUGCCAUGACCAAUUUGACUGCCAGGGAUAUUUCUCUGGAGAUGUUGAACUCCGAAACUUUCAAUAAUUUGAAUAACCAGGCCCAUGAGACGACGAUUGCGUUAAUCCAGAAUAUUCUCAAACUAUUAGAUGGGUUCAAAGUCACCGAGGUGUACAUCGAUACCGUGGGUCCUCCACAAACGUAUCAGGACAAAUUAUCGAAGAUUUUUCCAACUUUGAACGUUACGGUAUCAAAGAAAGCCGAUUCUAUAUAUCCCAUUGUCAGUGCGGCCUCAGUGGUAGCAAAGGUCACCAGAGAUGUGCUUUUAAAGAAGUACCAACAACUACAAAGGCUAAGCAACCCAGACAAUACCGAAAUGGGGUCAGGAUACCCUAGUGAUCCCAAGACCGUUAGAUAUUUAAACGGGAAAAUCCAUGAUAUUUUUGGCUGGAACCAAGUGAUUCGUUACAGUUGGCAAACUGCAAAGACAUUGUUGACCGAUAAAACUACGGUCGUGGUUUGGGAAGACGAUAUUAAAUUGAAGAAGAUUGAUUAUGGGGAUAAUGUCAGCAGUUAUUUCAAGAAGAAGGAUUCGCUGGAGAAUGAUUUGGAAAACUUGGAGGUAUCAAGUUUGUGGUAUGGUAAUAAUGUGAUAUCAAUAUAA